Messenger RNA from Nymphalis io (European peacock), 5721 nucleotides. RefSeq names its product nucleoporin Nup188 (gene Nup188). The record is from RefSeq and is a predicted model, not a curated record. Gene Ontology annotation, biological process: protein import into nucleus; RNA export from nucleus. The coding region runs from base 158 to 5686 and encodes 1842 amino acids. Gene Ontology annotation, molecular function: structural constituent of nuclear pore. Gene Ontology annotation, cellular component: nuclear pore inner ring. NCBI's taxonomy places the organism in Eukaryota, Metazoa, Arthropoda, Insecta, Lepidoptera, Nymphalidae. The transcript has 16 exons.
AGCGUUCAGCGUUCUGUUUGAACAUUCAAAUUGUCAGUCCUUGUAGUUUCUAACCUAAAUAGUGUACAAAUAUGCUAAGUAUACCGGUAAAACAAAUAUUAGCUGCAUAAGUAACUCAUUUAAAAGAACUUUUUCAUUAGGUUUAUAACAUACUGUAAUGACUACUACAGUAACUCCUUACUGGAAGCGGUUGUGGCGCUGGGUGUCAUCGCAAAGCCUUACAGAAGAGGAAUUAGUGUCCAUCUUAGACAAAAAUGUUGUGCAAGCUUUGUUGGAGGGCCUUGCAAGCUAUAAGCCACUUAAAACAGAAUCAUACUCACUGCUACAGUCUAAGUACCCUGAACAAACUAAACUACUUAGUGUUGUGCAAACUUUACAAAAUUAUAUAGAAAUUGAUUGUUUUCAAAUAUGGGAUGUCUUGAAACAUUAUCUAUGUGAUAUAUCCUAUGGUACCCCAGAUAAUGCACUAAAAAAUGUAGCUUUUGUGGAUACAAGACCUUCAUUUCUAUUACCAACUGCUUGGAACUUUUAUUUUUGUGAAAGAUUAUAUCUCUUGAAACUUUUACAGUACAUCAUUCAGUUUCAUAAUGAUACUAGUCAUAAAUAUCAUAAACAAUUUGUUAAAAUUAUCAAUAAUAUUGGGAUUGAACCCUUAAAGACAUCCCUAAUUAAUCAAUUUGAAAAAUUAUUGACUGCAACACCGCCACCUAGAAAGAUACAAGGAGACUUUGGCAGCGAAUCUGUUAGACAAGAAUGGGCUGAGUCAAAUUUAAGAGAACAAUUGUCUAUCCUACAGAAUCUUAUGUUAAUUGCCAAUGACAAUCCUUAUUCAGAACAGGAGUUCAUCAAUUUGUUCAAACUAUUUAGAAAACAUAAUUUUGGAAAAAAUCAAGGAUUUAAUAUAUUUUUAGAAGAGAGACAUAGAGAGACAUGUUUGAAAAUGAUGUAUAUGGAAGUUGGAAUUAUUACUAUAAUAUUAGAUAAAGAUAAAAUUAAGAAUAUAUCAAGCUGGAUAGAUAAGACCAAGGAAACAGUUGAAGGAGAAUUAACUAAAUUGGAACCAAGCACGGAACACAGCCUGAUGCUGAUAACAUGGAUGAUGUUAACAUUACAGAGUGAAUCUCAUGCAAAUUUGUUUGAGAGUCAGUACCAGCACUUUGGAGCAACAGCAUUAAAAAUGAAGGUUUUCGUGUUCAUGCAACAAAUGCUCAAUAGUUCAGUAUUCUCUGAUAACUCUAAAUGUUCACUCAUUAUCCGUCAACGACUGUUCUGCCUCUUAAAUGAACUCUGUGAUAAGUUUGAUGGAGACGGAACUUUGAGUAACCAACCUGGCAUAAUGUUUCUAUGCGCUGAACUCCUCAAAACACCAUGCCUUGCUGAACAAUUCUGGGCCUUGUAUCAAAGAGAUGAGCAGUAUGGUGUUGUUUCACUUUGGAAUACAGCAUUGGAAUAUUUCCCUUAUAAUUUCCAUGCACUCUCAAUACUUUCAGCUGGAUUAGCAGAAGCUAAAACGGAUAGUGUACUAAAUCUAAUAGCACAACUUAAAAAUUUACCUGUUUAUAGUGAAAUAUAUAAUCCUAACUCUGUUCCAAUAAUGUCGCUACAAGCAGACGAUGCUGUUAUUGGACGCGAAUACUUCCCUUUAGGUGACGAAUCUUAUCGUAUCGAAAUGGGUUCGAAAGCGACAGUGAUGGAGAGAAAAGAAGGUACGAUGAUACAUUUCCGUACCCCAUACUCCUAUUGGACAAUUUUUAAUAACGAGAUUGAAAAAGUUUUGGAUCGUAAACAAAGCCAUCAAAAUAUAAACGUCACGUUAGAGAGAGUGUAUGAAGGAACUAAAGUAUUAAAAGGUGUCUUAAAAGCAUUAGCCAUAAAAAAAGAAAUUCCAAAAAUAUUAGUUGGUCCAAGUGAAGGCGUGUUUGACGUUUUGGUUCGAUUCAUGAGAUCAGAGUCACCGCCGUUACAACUAUUGAUCGAAUGUAUCGAAGUUUGCACGAGUUUGAUUCAAGUAUUUCCAAAAGAAGUCCAUUUGAGACUCAUAAACACAGGUCUCCUACCGCGUAUUAUUAACCAUCAAUUAACUCACGUAGAGUAUGCUAACGGGGCAUCUUUGGAUUCGGCAGCAGUCGGUUCUUACUUGGUGACCAUUGAACAGCCAAGUGGAACUUAUGGCUUUUUAGGAGCAUACAUUGACUUGCUGUGUGCCUUUCUAGAGGCUUCAGACGAUGAUCGUAUCAUAACAGAAAUCUUGCUGCCAGGUCUAGUGCUUAUGAUACGUGAAAUUUUUCCCAAUGUAUGUGGGUGGCGUUAUAGCAACACUGCUGAACGACGACAACUCUUACAGAGAUGUGCUAGAUUAUUUACUCUAGUACUUGAACAAACUAGCACUAAAGCUAGCACGACAAUGUUAAGAAAGACUUGUGUGUACAGUCUCAUGUAUACAGAGAAUGCCUUGGAGCUACUGAAGAUUGUGUCAAUUGGUAAUGACCAGUUGGAGCGCCUAAUUCAAGAAGACACCAAUUGGAUAUCGGGCCCUGGUUUCCAAUACACGUCUACUCUACAACGGUGUCUUGCAAUAGUUAUGUUUGUACUACGACAGAAAACGCUGGUCAAUGAAUCGAAUGAGGUUACUCCUCUAGAACGUCUCAUAUUUGCACAAAAUAAACAGAAAGAUGAGUUAAAAGUCGUACCAAAAGUUACGAGUUAUAUCAAUCAUUCAUUUAAUAAAAGUCUAUCGGUGCUCAGCUGUCGUCUAUUGAAAAGAUUUGCUGAUGGCUUCCAAAUGUCAUUGUUUUCUUCACUAGACAUGACAGCUUAUCAAGUACGAGUAAUGUUCCUCGAUCGUCUUCGUGAUGAAUAUGAAACAAUCGAUUUAAAGAUAGCCAUUUUGGACUUUGUGACAACAUGUGUUGGCAAACAACCUGGUCUCACUGAGGCUUUCUUUAUGAUGAACCAUGAAAAUUCUAAGGUUGAAGAAGCCACUAAAGAAAAAGAUGAAAAAGAUGUCAAAACUAAAACAGAGCCAGAUGAUAGCUUCGAAGGUAUCCUUGGAUAUAUGGCUGAUUAUCUUGGAACUGUUAAAGCUGAUUCUAAAUUUCUUCAUAGCCCUUUACUGGCAUGUAUUAUGGCUUUAUUCCAUGCCUUGUGGAAAAACAAUAUGCAAAUCUUAGUAAAGAAACUUCGAGAGCAUCCGAAGUUUUGGGAACACAUGACUAGUCCACUUUUCAGUCAAAUUCAACCAGGAUUGAGAACUUAUAGUCAAAUAUUUAACGUUCUUGGAAUCGAAUUAUUUAUUUCAAGAGGAAAACUCGAGUCAAAUUUAAAGGAUAUGUUAGAAUUAUUCUUCGAUACGAAUAAAACACAUUUGGAUACUUGGAUUGAAUAUAUAUUCUCUUUAAAAGGUAGACAAAAUGAGACAGAAGUAGUCGACAAGGUACCCGUGUGGUUGGGCCUCCUCACAUCGUGGAAAGACUUCACAACGAUCUUCUGUAAAUGCUUACCAAUAAGUUUAAAUAUCGCACACAAGGCAAAAAUGGUAGCACCGUGCAUGACUGCUUUAUUAAACGAAUUAGAUGAUCUAAAAGAUGGAAGGCUUGUUGUUAUUUUAGCUGAACUCUACGUUAUUAUGUUAGCAAAUUGGAAAGAUGAUUGUUUCGAUAACCGAAAAACUAGUGCAAAGCAAGUGGAUAACUUGUUGACGAAUACAGCUAUUGUCUACGAGUGUCUGCAUCCAAGAGCAUUACGUUCGAUAUUGUCUAUUGGUACAGUUGCUAUUAGCAGCUUAGAUUACGAAAUAAAGGCGAAUACUGUUCUAGCUCAGAGUAUCAUACGUUCUGUUACUAAUAUAAAUAGUUUAGAACUGGAAAAAUUGUUCGAUGAAAUAAGAGAUGAUAAGAAAAUGAAUAUAAAACAAAAUAACCAAAGUGAAGAUAUACCGCCCAUUGUCUUGUCACUAGCCAUGCUCGAGCAGUGUCUGGAUUUAUACGAUGAUAUGUUUUCUGGACUCUCACAGUGGUUCCAAUCUACGAAGUUUAUAAAUAAACUACUUUGUUGUCUUCAAGUUUGCUUGCAGAACAAACAAUACUAUCAAACGUCUUUGGCAGCGUUGAGAUGUUUGACGGCGUAUUCGAGAGGUCCGUUCUCAAAAGAUCUGCUGAUGAGCGAUGUAGAUCGAUUCCUGUGGAUGCAAUUGUUACCACCGAAGUUUGAAACGAAUUCGAAUGGAAAUGGAAACGGAUUAUGUACUUGGAAACAUCAAGAAUGGUGGCGAGUCUACGGUUACGGCUUGGAUUUCAUAUCGAUGAUGGUGAUGAAGCAUGGUCAAUUCUUCGCCGGUGACGCUAUUACUUUUGUCGGAGUUCACUUGGAGCACCUCAUCGAAUCCCUGCUACUGCCGCGGCAAGUGUACAACAUAGACGCGCUCAAUUUAUGCGCUUCUACACUCAACCUCAUCGUCCAGCUAGUCAAGUUCGAGGCGAGGUGGCGAACUCAAAACAUCAACUCCUUAAUCGGGACAAUGCGCAGCACGAGCGCGUGCCUGCAGCAGUGCGUGCUGCUGACGCUGCGCGCGCGCCGCUCGCCCGACCUCACGCCGCAGCCCGACGAGCUGGCGCCCGCGCCGCCCUCGCCCGCCGCGCUGCAUCGAAUUCUAGAAAUUCUUCACAUGGCGACGCUCUGCCUGCUUUCGUUUAGUCCAGACUUGCUGUCCUUGCUGGCCGAUCCGGAGUUGGACACUGAACGCUGGCAGCCGAUCGUCGAGCUACAUUUUGGAGCUCCAAAAAUAACCUACGAGCAGUUCCCUCAACUCACAUUCGGAACGAUCCUACCCGCGAUUUGUUUGCUGACUAAAUCGUUGAACCAUGCGUACCACUCGGAGGAGGUGAGCGGGGCGCGGUCCCCGCGCGGGCGGCGCCGCGCGUGCUCGUGCAGCGCGGGCGGCGCGGGCGCGGGCGGCAGUCCGGGCGCGGCGCGCGCGGGCCGCAGCGAGUCUGCGGGCAGCAUGUCGUCGGCCGCCAGCGCGCUGCCCGUGCCCAACGAGCGCCUCGUGGCCGGCGCGCUCGAAGCCACCAUAACGCUGCUCGCUUCGCAGGCAUUGUUGGCUGUUCGCGAUCCCCAUGUUCCCAUGCGACACAAACAACUACUACGGCGAGAACUUGCAUCUGAACUCACCGUUUUUCAUGAUUUUGUGCGCAAACGUAUCUUGUGCGCGGCCCAUACGCGUCCGCAUCUCAUUCGUAAUAAGCUAGGAGCGUGGCCGUUGACAACAAAUGAGGAGGAGAUUAAGAGAAUAGAGGAAGCAAGGAAAGAAAAACACCCAUGUCUCAGCGAAGAUAAUGACAGAGAACUGCCUCCACCGCCACCUCCGAAACGAUCAACUCAUGACUCCAUGCGCGAGUACAUUUUGCGAAAACAUUACUUAGAUAAAUGUGCACAAACUCCAACCAAGGACCCGCCGUCACCUGUAUCGCACUCUACUCCCACGUCUGAUAAGAAAAAAGAAAUUUCACGAAGUUCAAAGCGGGUCUCGUGGGCUGAUACUACGAGAGACAGCGAUGAUACUCUCGAUAAUUCGCAAGAGAUCGAACCAAUAUACUCAAAUUUAACGGAUGUGCAAAUUAAUAAUGAUGAAGACUAUUUUCAUUUUAUGUCUAUUGUAUUUCUCUAUAUUUGUCAGUCUGAAUUAUAAUUUGUAUGUAUGUUAUAAAAUAUAAGCUUACACAA